Molecule: messenger RNA, 1242 nt
Organism: Brassica oleracea var. oleracea
Lineage: Eukaryota; Viridiplantae; Streptophyta; Magnoliopsida; Brassicales; Brassicaceae
Product: zinc finger protein ZAT1
Exons: 1
Coding region: 1-1242 (413 amino acids)
Molecular function (GO): DNA-binding transcription factor activity
Source: RefSeq, a predicted model, not a curated record
AUGGAUCUACUAUUAUUUGAAGCUCUGAUGCAACUUCCACCAUCAACAAGAGCCACCGUUGUAAAAGUGCUGGAUCAUGCAAGCCAAAACCAUCCUACUGAUCAUGAUGAAGAUUCUCAAAAAAGAAGAUGCUUACAAAGAGAAGAAGAAGAAGAAGAAGAGUGUGCGACAGGCACAGUUUGUGUUGAGCCAAGAUUAGAAAGCAGUGACCAGUCAAUUGAUGAUGAAUAUUCUUCUUCUCGCUCUUCUAAGACGGUGACACAAGAAGAGUGUGAAGAGUGUUCAAGGGACGAUGAUGAUGAGACAACUUCUCCUUCUUCUUCAGAGACGGUGGAACAAAGAAUGAUACUGUUCAAGCCACAACAAGAAGAGUAUGAAGACGACGUCGUUUCGACCGAGCUUACGUUGGGAAGUAGUAGCGCAAAGCCAUCACGGCAACAAGAAGAACCUUCCUGUUCUUCACCGUCUGAAGAUGAUACAUCUGCUCUCUUACUCGUCGAGCUAUGCCGCAUUAGGCCUAUGCAACUUCAAACACAAACUCAGACGCCACAGAAGUUUGAUUCGUACAAAUGUGAUGUAUGUGGAAAAGAGUUUACUUCGUACCAAGCCUUAGGUGGACACAAGGCUAGUCACCGAGUUAAGCUACAACAACCACUUGUUGAUAACGCAAACGCAGAAGCUGGGGGACAAACGCGGCCGAGGAUGGCCCCAUCCGGUAAAAUACACAAGUGUUCUAUAUGUCACGUUGUGUUUCCGACGGGACAAGCUCUAGGUGGACAUAAACGCCGUCACUACGAAGGUGUUCUAAGCGGUAACAAACGUAGUCACGACGAGGUUAUAGCGGGGGACAAGUCCAGUCCCAAUCAUGAGAGUGUUGAAACAAAAACGUCGUCGGGUCCAAUGCAGAGUAUUGUAGGCGAUCACAAACGUAGUCACGACGAGGUUAUAGCGGGAGACAAGUCGAGUCCCAAUCAUGAGAGUGAUGUAACAAACAUGUCGGGUCGGAAGCAGAGUUUUGUAGGCGAUCACAAACGUAGUCACGACGAGGUUAUAGCGGGAGACAAGUCGAGUCCCAAUCAUGAGAGUGAUGUAACAAAAAAUCCAGGUCGAAGUUUUGUAGGGUUGUUCGAUCUUAAUGAACCUCCGUUGCAAGAGUUUGAUGAUAACAACAGGCAAGAAGUUGAUAAGUUUGAAAGUGCAUUUGUAGCGAACAAGACGUUACAAUUAAUAAACAAGAUUUAA